AUUUCACUGGAUGCUGCAAGGCCAGCCAUUUGCGACAAGCGCAUGCCCCUUCUGCCAUGACCGGGCAUGGAGCGCCGCUGCUCUGCUGAAACCGACGGCUCACGUUGCGUUGGGUUGCAAAGAGGGCGAUGCCUGUUGCUUCAUCUGCUCCCAG
Molecule: messenger RNA, 154 nt
Organism: Closterium sp. Naga37s-1
Lineage: Eukaryota; Viridiplantae; Streptophyta; Zygnematophyceae; Desmidiales; Closteriaceae
Source: the annotation of a GenBank genome assembly